Talpa occidentalis (Iberian mole) is the source of this 825-nucleotide messenger RNA. Its product is annotated as alpha-1-acid glycoprotein-like. The coding region runs from base 1 to 762 and encodes 253 amino acids. The transcript has 6 exons. The record is from RefSeq and is a predicted model, not a curated record. Lineage: Eukaryota; Metazoa; Chordata; Mammalia; Eulipotyphla; Talpidae. Gene Ontology annotation, biological process: regulation of immune system process.
AUGGUGCUGCCCUGGGCCCUCACUGUCCUGAGCCUCCUUCCUCUGCUGAGUGCCCAGAGCCCAGAAUGUGCCAACUUCACGGCGAAGCCCAUCACCAAUGUCACUUUGGACUGGCUCUCUGGCAAGUGGUUCUAUGUUGCCGCGAUAUUCCGCAAGCCUGAGGUCAAUCAGUCAGCUAAAAUGGUCCGCUCGGCCUUCUUCUACUUUGCCCCCAACCAGAUGGAGGACAAGAUAUACACCAGAGAGUACCAGACCAUUGGGGACCACUGCAUUUACAACAGUAGCCACUUGAUGGUCCAGCGGAAGAAUGGGACCGUGGUCAGAGAAGGUAAGGGUCAGGGCGAGGAUAGGGGUGGUUUGGAGGGAGGGUGGACCAGUCUAAGAAGGGGCCCCGACAACAAGGUCCUGAAGGCUUUGGGCACAGAGAACACAGGACAGACGCCCAUGCUGCACACACCUACACUUUCUCCUCCAGAAAAUGGCACAGCAUCUUUUGCCUACCUGCUGCUCAGCAAGAACUCCAGGAGCUUCAUGUUUUCUGCUCAUCCACAAGAUAAGCAGAAAAUGGCCCUGUCCAUCUUUGCUGACAAGCCCCAAUUGAGCGAGGAGCAGCUGAAUGAGUUCCAUGAAGUCAUGGAGUGCAUGGGCAUGCACAAGUCAGAGAUCAUUCCCACAGAUGAGAAAAAGGAUCAGUGUGGGCCGCUGGAGAAGCAGCACGAGGAAGAGAGGAAGAAGGAGCAGGAGGGGGCCAAAGAAGAGUGAGCACUGGGUUAGAACAUCCGGGAAUUUGGGGGUCAUUCCCAGCCCCUUGCCCCACUCUUUGUA